Messenger RNA from Emiliania huxleyi CCMP1516, 708 nucleotides. RefSeq lists its product as hypothetical. NCBI's taxonomy places the organism in Eukaryota, Haptophyta, Isochrysidales, Noelaerhabdaceae. The record is from RefSeq and is a predicted model, not a curated record. The transcript has a single exon. The coding region runs from base 1 to 708 and encodes 235 amino acids.
AUGCACCCCGCCAUCGCCGAGCUCCCGUCCCGCCUCUUUUACGAGUCGGCCCUCGUCACUGCACAGUCCGCCGCGAGCGGCCAGGCGCCCCCCUCCUUCCCGUGGCCCUCCGCUGCCACGCCGGCCGCUUUCCUCGACGUCCGCUCGCGCGAGGCGCGCGACGGACAGUCGCACAGCAACGUGGGCGAGGUGGAGGCCGUCGUCGCCGUCGUCGACCGGCUGCGCGCGGGCGGCGUGAGCCUCGAGUCGGUCGGUGUGAUCACGUUCUACGCGGGCCAGUCGCGGCUGCUGCGCCGGCGGCUGCCGCGCUCCGUCGAGUGCAACACGGUCGACGCGUUUCAGGGCCGCGAGAAGGACAUCGUGAUCCUCUCGUGCGUGCGCGCCAACGAGGGAUGCCGCUGCGGCUUCUUGAGCGACGCGCGGCGCGCCAAUGUGUCGCUGACUCGCGCGCGGCACGGCCUCAUCGUCGUGGGACACGCGCAGACGCUGCAAGCGGACCAGACAUGGGGCGAGUACCUCCGCUGGGCCAGGGGGCGAUCCCUCGUCCUCGACGACUGGCAGACGGCGCUGAAGGCGGAAGGCAACGCGAAGCGGCGCGAGGGCGGUGGCAAGGUCGAGCGGCGGGACGGGGCAAAGAAGAGGCGCGGCGACAAGCAGAAGAAGGCGGCGAAGGAGAAUGGGCCGCAUUCCGCGAGCGGGCAGCAGUAG